This is a messenger RNA of Vigna umbellata (rice bean), 1077 nucleotides long. The record is from RefSeq and is a predicted model, not a curated record. Lineage: Eukaryota; Viridiplantae; Streptophyta; Magnoliopsida; Fabales; Fabaceae.
CGUUUAUACGAAGGAACGGAAUAACACGUAGCCAAACAGGGUAUAGUAGAAGCUGAUGGGCGAUUCUUUCUCAAGAGCGCAGGAGAAAAACCCUACUUGAACCUCUUUCUCUUGCUCUCUGUCACUGCUCACAAGAAUCCAACUAUGUCGUUGGGAAUCCUUCGAUCUCGCGCGAUUUCAUUCGUAUCGAAGCGAUUCCUCUGCACCAAUACAGCUUCUGCUCCUCUUCCUCCUCCUCCUUCUCCCAAUGCAGCUUCCGCUCCUCUUCCUCCUCCUCCUUCUCCCAGGCGCUGGAAUUUCUUCAAAUACGCCAUCGUCGGUGCUCUUACCGGAGCCACCGGCUUUGCCGGUUACGCUUCUUACGCUUACAGCUUGGAGGAAAUAGAAGAGAAAACGAAGUCCUUCCGUGAGUCUGCCAAACACACUGCUGUUGAUGGAGGCACUGCGCUCGAUAAAUUUCAAGGUUUGCUCUAUUCAACUGCAAUGGCCGUGCCUACUAAAGCAGUGGAGUUUUAUUUGGAUUCAAGAAGGCUUAUUGAAGAACUAGUUCAGAGUUAUACUGAACCAUACACGGACAAGCUACUUCCUGAUUUGCUUCCUCAGGAGCAACAUGUGUUUACUCUUGUUCUUGAUCUGAAUGAAACAUUGAUUCACUACAUUUGGACUCGAGAUACAGGUUGGCAGACUUUCAAAAGACCUGGAGUUGAUGCCUUCUUGGAACAUUUAGCUCAGUUCUAUGAAAUAGUAGUGUACACAGACGAACAGAAUAUGUUUGUUGACCCUGUUAUAGAAAGGCUGGAUACCAAGCAUUGCAUUAGAUAUAGGCUGUCAAGGCCAGCUACUAAGUAUCAAGAUGGGAAACACUUCAGAGAUCUUUCUAAACUAAACAGAAAUCCAGGAAAAGUCCUUUAUUUAAGCGGCCAUGCUCUGGAAAGUUGCCUGCAGCCUGAGAACUGUGUCCCCAUUAAGGCAUGGCAGCAGCAAGAUAUAGAUGACACGGCCCUUUUGGAUUUUAUACCAUUUCUUGAGUUUGUUGCCCGUAGUAGUCCAUCUGANGAGUUAAAUUUCGUUAAAUAA